CUGACAAGUUGCUCACAACACACGACCAAUCAGGAGGUAGUGACGUGAAUGACGACGGGGGAAGAUAGAAGGACAUACUGAGGUGAUAAAAACUUCCAAUGAGGUAUUACAAAAAUGACUAGCAAAAAGGAACUUCUUACUACAGUAGAAAAACAAAAGGAACAGUUAUCAAAAUAUGAAGCAAAAUUGAAAGAUGUUAUACGAGCAUACAAAGGUUUACUUAAAGAAAAGGAGGUUUUAGAAGCAAGUCUGUCUGCUCUGACAUCAGUUGAGAAGAAAACAGAAAAUGCAGUUACAGAAGGCCAACAAAAGUCUUCAGAAAAGGAUAGUGAAUCAGCACAGUCAGAUGCCUCGGCUAAUAGUCAACAAAAAAAUAAUGAGCAGAAUGCAGCAUGUGAAGAGACCUCAUUGCAGUCUCCAGAGAGCCUUGAGGCUUUGCAAAAUAAAGUUUCAACACUAACUAAGGCUUUGACCACUUUAACUUCUGAGAAAAACAGAAUUGAAUUGUCAUUCCAGAAUGAUAAGAAAAGACUUUUAUCAGAGAAGGAAAAGUUGGAACAGCAAGUAGGAGAACUACAAAAUGCAGGCAAGCAGAAAGAAGUUUCAAUGGACGAGAAAUUACAAGAUUUACGCAGCCGCCUGAUUGUUGCUCAGCAUGAACGAGAUCAAGAUACCCAAACCACUGCAGUAAUGUUAAGGGAAUUGGAGAGCAAGUUGGCAGUAGAACGCAGUGGACGAGAAAAAGCAGAGACUCUAUUAGAAGAAGCAAAGCAACAGGCACAGCGACCUUCUACAGUUGCAGUCAGCCGUCCGCUGGAACAGUAUGAGAAGAAAAUAACAGAUCUUCAGAAUGAACUAGAACAGGUUCGUUCGCGCUUGAAGAAAGCAGAACAGCAGUCGGAGAAACCACCCUUACUGCUGAAAAUCCAAGGAGAAAUGGAGGAUAUGAGACUCCAACAUCGACAAGCAAUCCAGCAAGAACGUAAUCGUGCUGCUACUGUAGAGGAAUCCGCAAGAAAUUUAGCCCAGUCACACGAAGACCGAGUGGCAACCCUAGAAGGACGACUCGCUAAUCUCUCCUUGACUGUAGCGUCAUAUGACCGAACACGUCAAGAAGAUCUUCAAGCUAUACAAAAACUCAAGGAAAAAGUGUCAGAACUGGCACAAGAAAACACCUCAUUACUCGCACGCCUGGGACCAGAGACUGAUAAUAGCGAGUCAGACAUCAAUACACUUUGUCGACAGCUGACCAAGCUGAAAGACCAGCUCAUUCAAGCAAACUUACAUGCUCCUCAUCCUGUUGACCUGGAAGCUAUUCUGUGCGCUGGCGAGAACAUUCAUUCCCGUUGCCAGCAGGAAUAUGACUGUUUGAAGGAAGAAUUUGAAAAUUAUAAGAUCAUUGCCAACCAAAAAUCAGAAACUGUUGGAGAGAAUGUGUGUAGAGGAGAAUGUGGAAAACAGCUUGAAGACUUGCGACAGAAAAUUCGUAGUUUGACUACAGCAGCUCAGCUGGCAGCUGAGUCCCAUAGUCUUCAAGUAUUAGCAUUUAAAGAGGAAAUGGCGUCUUUACGGUCAUCUCAUGAGAGUAAUCUACGCCGUGCUGAAACAGAAAAUCGAGUAGCCAUUGUUGCAUUAGAACAGCAAUUGGCGAUGCAGCAGCAGCGAUCUCUAAAUACCUUGAAUGAGCGAGAUAUGGAGAUUCAGCGUCUAACCAAGGAAGUGCAUGAAUUAAGGAAAUCAUCAGCCCAAAGUGGUUUAGGGACCCUAGAAGCAACAGCUGCUAUUUUGUCGCAAGUGAGUGGUGGCAGUGAAGGGCCACUCUUACAUCACUUGGAGGAACUAGCUCGCAAAGAUCAAGAAGUAUCCCAACUGAGACGUGAGAAACGGCAGUUGGAAACCACAAUGAGGGAGGUUCAGAUGGCAGCAUUAAAUAGACAGCAGGCUCAACAAGACAAAAUUGAACGUUUAGAGGAAGAAGGUGAAAGGUACCGUAGGAAUGUUUCACGGGAAGGUGAAAAUCUGGAGUACUUGAAGAAUGUUGUCCUACAGUACAUGACGAGUUCAGAAGCUGAAUCACGUAAUCUCAUGCUAAAUGCUAUAUCUGCUGUCCUAAAAUUCACCUCUAACGAGGUGGAAAAUGUGAGAAAAUACAAUACACUCUGGUGGUGGCAACCUGCUCCAAAGACAGGGGUUAAGGUUAAAACUCAUCACUAAUAUGGAGAGAAAAUGAUGGAAUUAUAAAGCGGCAUAUUCACUGUUAAUUUUAUAAAGUCAUUCAUAUAUUACUUCCAAUGUUCUUGUUAUAUAAAAAGAUUUAUUUUCGGUGAUGUGAAGGUGUCUGGUGUCUGCUGUGUGUAAACAAAGGGGAUAAUGCCUUGGAAUAAAAACAGAUAGGCAGACAAAAAAACAGACAGUUACAGACA
Penaeus chinensis is the source of this 2423-nucleotide messenger RNA. RefSeq names its product GRIP and coiled-coil domain-containing protein 1-like. The coding region runs from base 115 to 2214 and encodes 699 amino acids. The transcript is spliced from 14 exons. NCBI's taxonomy places the organism in Eukaryota, Metazoa, Arthropoda, Malacostraca, Decapoda, Penaeidae. Gene Ontology annotation, cellular component: Golgi apparatus. The record is from RefSeq and is a predicted model, not a curated record.